UGUGCGGCGGGCGGGCGGGCCCCGCGGGGCGGCGCCGGUACUGGCGGACCGUGGGGCUGACCGAGGGUAUCGUCUCCGAGCUGGACACGGACCACCGCUUCGUGCACCGGAGCACCAUCCCCACCAUGCAUUUCCAGCCCAGCCUGCCCAGGUUGCCUGUUCCAAGAUUGGAGGAUUCUGUCAGGAGAUACCUGGCUGCUCAGAAGCCCCUACUGGAUGACAAACAGUACAGAAAUACAGAAAGAAUUGCCAAGGAGUUUCAAAAAGGAAUAGGCAAGCAGUUACACCAAGAUCUUGUUGACCUAGAUAAAAAGAAUAAGUAUACGAGUUAUAUAUCAGGUCCUUGGUUUGAUAUGUAUCUAUCUGCCAGAGAACCUGUUGUUUUAAACUUCAACCCUUUUAUUUGUUUAACUCCUGAUCCAAAAGAAGCAUACAACAAACAGCUACUGAGAGCUACAAAUUUGGUAGUAUCAUCCAUAAAAUUUCUCAACUCUCUAAGGAGUAACUGUUUACGGCCGGAUAUAUAUUAUGUCAACCCCAAAUGGAGCAAGAGUAGGCCCUUCAAACACUUCAUUCGCUUUCUUCCAUCUUCUGUGGCUUGGUAUGGAGCACUUCUGGUAAAUGCAUAUCCACUAGAUAUGUCACAGUACAAGUGUCUCUUCAACAGUUCCAGAAUUCCUAAAUUAAACAAAGAUGAACUGUUUACAAAUGAAUGUGCAAGACAUUUGUUGGUAAUGAGAAAUGGUCACUUUUAUAUUUUUGAUGUUUUGGAUCAUCUUGGUAACAUUCUGCAUCCAUCUGAAAUUAAGGCUCAUUUGCUUUAUAUUUUGCAAGAUGCAGAUCACUUGCCUGAAUCUUCCCUUUGUUAUUUAACCACCGAAGACAGAAAUACUUGGGCAAAAGUAAGACAACAGCUUAUCGAAGUGGGUAAUGAAGAAAACUUAAUGAAAAUUGAUAGUGCAGUCUUUUGCCUAUGUUUAGAUAAUAGUUCCCCAAAGGAUGAUGAUGAGCUUUCACAUUGCAUGCUUCAUGGAAAUGGUUUCAAUCGCUGGUUUGACAAAUCUUUUAGUUUGAUUGUCACUUCUGAUGGCACUGCAGGGAUAAACUUUGAACAUUCUUGGGGAGAUGGAGUUGCAGUCCUUCGUUUUGCUAAUGAAGUACAUAGAAACAGUACAAGGCAUCCAGCUGUUGUACCACAGUCUGCACUAAGUGCUGUAAAGUGUGAGAGACUGGAGUUUAAAUUGAAUGAUUCAGUAAAAUCUGCUAUAAAUACAGCACGUAUGAAAUUUGAUAAAACAAAGCAGAAAAUGUUUGUGAGACAGUUCAGAUUCCAGAAGUUUGGAAAAGAAUUUAUAGUGAAGCAAAAGCUGAGUCCAGAUGCUGUUUUUCAGCUUGCAUGUCAGAUAACUGCUUAUCGACAGUAUGGAAAAAUGGUUUCUUGUUAUGAAGCAUGUAGCACGGCUGCUUUUAAACAUGGCCGUACAGAAACAAUUCGACCUACAUCUGUACUGUCACAACAGUGUUCUCGUGCGUUUGUUGAAGAACGGAGCAAACGCGCUGUGGCAGAACUGAGAGACUUGAUUGACAAAUGUUCAAAGUACCACAGACGGCUACAGCUGGAAGCUGCAUUAGGCAAAGGAUUUGAUCGCCACUUAUUUGCACUGAAACAUCUUGCAGCAUCCAAAGAGAUUUUGAUUUCAAGAAUAGCUGUGGACAUUAUAGAUGACAUUAAGGAUGAACUUCCAAACAUAGUAAAAUGGAAACCAUUAAACCAGAAUGAUUCCACUGUGCAGGGCUCAAUGUCAGUUGUGGCAAGUGUACUGUCCUCAUCUCAUGCAGUAAGAGUUAUCAGUGUGCUAAGCAGAGUCUCUGCUGCUUCAAAAUCCGUAGCCAAAUUCUUGCAGCCACAACUGGUAAGAAAAUUCGCACAGCUGGACUUGCUGUCAGGGCACCUUCUGCAAAAUCCUCACACACCACUCUAUACAAUUCAGACUACAAGAUGCUCACUAUGUGAUGUGAUCUGCUAUCCAGCAAAGACUGUUAUCACCAGUUUAAUGUUUGCUUUCUAUGCAACUCUCAUUUAUAUGGCACUCUUUAUUAACACAGUACUAAGUAAAAUAAAAGAGAUUAUUCAAGGAAAGUCCUCCAGAGAAAACACAAAGGACAGUGUUGAUAAAAAAGAUUUAUCCCUGAAAUACGAAGAUGCAGCAAGAUGUACAGUACCCUCUCCAGUGAAACACGUCGUUUCUGAAUUUCCUGUUGAAAAUUCAAUAAGCAGCAGUAUUCACAUCCUACAUUCUGCACUGGACCAGGAAAAAUCCACUGUAGUUCUACAUGAAAAUUAAGUCGUAUGGCGAGCUAUUUGCUGGUAUGCUAAAUAUACCUUAAGACUCAAAGGAAAUAACAUACUCACACUUAACAUUUACUGUUAAUAAAAGUAUCAGUUGAUACAAGUGGAUUAGUAUCUUCACUAUUCCCAUCUAGUGAAAAAAAUGAACAUCUUUCUUUGGAAUCAUGUCAUUCAGCAUAGUUAUAUUAUGAGAGGCCUAUUAUGAAUGUUUUUGGUACUGUAGUCUACAGCAAGUUUUUCACUGGCACAGAAAGCUAGUAUGUUAAUAUCCCUGAUCUUGCGUGAAAGGCACGGCUUUUUAUUCUGGUGUUUAAUAUAUCAAAGUAAAUACUACUGGUCAGUGUCUAAUACUUAAGUCUACUAGUAGAUUAUGAGUAAACUGAUUAAUGUGUACUUUGUUACAUUUACUGUGACUGAACCAUUCUUCUCAUCCAGAUUGUCCUGCCUUCAUUGUACCACAAUAUUUAAAUUUUCCAAAAUGCUAUGUAAUUUAAAAAUUAUCAUAUUCAGUUAUGUCAGAAACAUGAACAGAAAAACCUGCUUGGCUUCAGAGCUGACAAAAUAUGCUCUUCUACAUUCUAUUCUGCAAAAUUCUAGAGUAGCAGCAAUACCAUUAUGUAUGCUAUAUUUUUUAAUAUUUCCAUACAACUUUAAAGGCCAGUUUUGAAUAAAGUGAGGUCCAAACUUCACAAGCAUGUGUGUGCCUACCUUCAUAAUGCAUAUGUAUCUUCUGUAUACACACAUAAGUGUAUAUGUAAGAUACCCAAAGCAGUGCUUGCAAGAGUAUCAAGAAAGUCUGGUGCUCAAAUGAGAAAAACUUAUGGUUGAGGAGCAGUAGGUUGAAACGGAACCCAAGUAAGACGGUACUUCCUUUUGUUUGUCUCCCUAACUUCUAUGAAAAAGUUGGAGCCCAGGCAUGGUCUCCUUUGAUCAAAGACUCACAACCACAAUUAGUCAAUUCAGUAAUUUAAAAGUGUUCCUUGAUUUCUCACUAGCACUAAGCUUUCACAUUGCAGCAAUCCUGAGUAAUGCUUUUAAUAAUCUCCAAUUUGUCAGAAGACUCCAUCCCAUCCUGAAUGACAGUUCUGCUCCUUAGGGACAAUGAAACUUUUUAAUAUGAAAGCAAAGCUUCUGUCAAGGACGCCAAGCUUUCUGUGUGGGCAGAUCUGAGACUAUAAUGAAUUCCCAUAGGAACAAAAGACCAUUAGAAACUUCUGCUCCAAGUACAAGGCACACUUCUUCAAAAUAAACACAGCAGUGUGUAUACUUGGCAAAAAAAAAAUGCCAACCUGAAAAAGUACUAUGUUGCAUGACAAAUUUUCCAUUUUGGGGACAGCAUAAGCAAAAACAACACACGCAAUAGCUGCUAGUCACGCUGGUUAAUGCACUACCAGAAGGAGUUCAGACACUAUAAGAGAGAUGAGUACUUGUACCAAGAAAAACGGGUAAUCACACAUGCAGAAAUAGGCAUGAAAAUGCACGUUAAAAUGUAGAAGUGCUUUGUGUGAUGAAGGAAGCUAGGUGAGCUGGCUUCUAGCCUGCAGUCCCACUGGAGAGCACUUUGUGGGGCUCAGUGGGGGCAGGCUUUACUGUAAAUAACGCUUGCAAACUGUUCCCUAAGUAGGUCCUUGUAACAAGUGCUGUUCCAGGGGAGGCCAUGGUGCCCCCUGGUGGCCACUCAGCCCUUGUCUAGUCUGUUUUUCUUUGAACACCCUCCUCUUCACUCACCCUCCCCACCUUGAUAUUAUCUUUUAGAAAAAAAAGGAGGCUACCCUGGGGCUUCCUAAGCCUGAUCUCUCUCAUGACCACAGGUGUCUGUGGUCAUUGCCUUAAGGGCCAAUUGCAUGGCUCCUCCUGCCCCUUAACCAUGCCCAUGCCUCGCAGGUGGGGACCAAGGUGGCUCCUCGCCGCACUGGACUGGGCCAGAGGGCUGCACACCCCUGGUUGAGAACUGCUGCUCUAUAUGCUCUUUUCACCCCAAGGGCAGAUCAUAAUCUAAGACAGCAGGGC
Molecule: messenger RNA, 4360 nt
Organism: Alligator sinensis (Chinese alligator)
Lineage: Eukaryota; Metazoa; Chordata; Crocodylia; Alligatoridae
Gene: SPATA9
Product: spermatogenesis associated 9
Exons: 10
Coding region: 126-2345 (739 amino acids)
Biological process (GO): fatty acid beta-oxidation
Cellular component (GO): mitochondrion
Molecular function (GO): carnitine O-palmitoyltransferase activity
Source: RefSeq, a predicted model, not a curated record